AUGAUUCCCAAUGAAAACAACAGCCACGGGUCUUCAGUGAUAAAGGAUAUUGCAACAAAGAGAAUACGAGUAUUCAGAAAUUUGCAAUUGGGCAAUUCCAACCAAGAGAUACCCUCUACUAAGAUGUCCGAUUUUGAAGACAUUUUUUCUCAUCCCAUUUCGAAAGGAGAACCACCUUCUAUAUUCCCCAGAAUCCAACACCACCAAAAACCAAAUGGAUGUUCACAUGGAGAAAAUAGCCAGCCGAUUCAAACUAACAACUUUUCCAACAAUUUAGCAUUGGGAGACCAAACAUUUCCAAUUUGGACUUUACCAUACUCACUCUGGCUUACAAUUGAUCCUGGUCAACUUGCAGGAAUUGCUUUCAAUCAUACAGAUGCUUCACAAAGAGUCUUUGGACCUGAUCCCAAUGCUAAAACAGCACAAUAUUAUUUCAACCCUCCAAGGAUCAAGUCUUUUGUUCUAUCUGGAGAGAAUAUCAAUCGAGAAAAUAUAAAGCUAACUUUGUCUGAUCAUAAGAAACUCUCCAUUACUGCUGAAAUUACAAAUAAAACAAGUGAUGGGAAAAUGAAAUUACCUUUAGUUCAAGGAAUGGGAUUUAUAACAUCUAUUUAUGAAAAUAUGAAACCUGUAAUUGGGUCUUCAGUUGGAAUUCAAGAGUGGAAGAGAUUAAAUAAAGUUGGGAAUGCGACAAAGUAUUCAGCAAUACUAUACAACCAAGUAACUUGGUCCAUAUAUGUUACUGGUAACAUUGAAUUGGAAUUAAAAAAUCCCAAUAUAAUAGUUGGAGAUAGAGUGGGAAAUGCAAUAAUUCAAAUUGCAAGAGGAUUAUCGAACCAUUAUGAUGACACAGCUGGUAUUUAUCAGGAAAGUGCCGACCUAGCAGCUGCAGCAAAAGAUGAUGUUGCCCGUUAUAAAUUCAUCUAUAACAUGAAAGGAGAAUCCAAAUCCAGAAAAGGUCUUGUAUGGUGUCUCCCUCAUCAUCAAGAAUCACUAGUUGAUUCUCUCAAUGAAGCAUUUACUGGUCUAACUUUAGAUUCUCCAACAAAAGGAAUAAUGAAGGCAUAUAAAACCAACGAACUAGAGAUGGAAGAGGAUCUACCAAAUAAAAUAUUGUGGGAGCCAUGGACAAGUUUUUGCACCCAGGCAAAAUAUUCCAGUGAUGCAAAGAAAUUGAUUGCAGAAGCAGCUACAAAUGAAGUUAGAGAUGACGUAGUUGGAAUGGCCAAUAUCGAUUCUAUGUAUACAUCGGGAAAAAUUUUAGCCAAAUAUGCUUACAUAGCAUAUGUUUGCCAUUUUGUAUUACAAAAUAAACAACUAACGGACCAGAUAUUACCAAAAGUGAAACAAGCUAUUGAAAUAUUUGCUAAUAAUCAGCAGAAAUUCCCAUUAGUAUAUGAUACAACAUGGAAAGGUUUAAUUUCUUCAGCUGAUCCUGGGGCAGAUUUUGGGAAUUCUAAUUAUAAUGAUCACCAUUUUCAUUAUGGUUAUCAUAUUCAUGCCAUUGCUUUGAUCAGUCACAUUGAUAGAGAAUGGCUUUUUUCUAAUAAUAACCUUGUUUUCAAUUAUGCAAACACACUUUUACGAGAUACAGCGAAUCCAGAAUUAGAUGCUUAUUUCCCCCAAUUCAGAUCCUUCGAUUGGUUCCAUGGUCAUUCAUUUGCACAUGGAAUCUUUCCUUCAGGAGAUGGUAAAGACGAGGAGUCAUCAUCUGAAGAUUAUAACUUCGCAUAUGGGAUGAAGUUAUACGCUAACGUUAUUGGUGAUACGUACAUGGAACGAAGGGCUAAUUUGAUGAUCGCAAUAAUGAAGCGAUCCAUGAACAUGUACAUGUUAUAUUGUGAUGAUAAUUUAAUUCAACCUCGCAACUUUAUUGGGAAUAAAGUCGCUGGGAUUUCUUUUGAAAAUAAGAUCGAUUUUGCAACUUACUUUGGCAGAGGAACUAUUGGAGAUGAAUGGAUUCAUGGAAUUCAUAUGUUGCCAAUUACACCAAUAUCAUCUUUUAUUAGACAUCCCAAAUUUGUCAAAGAAGAGUGGGAUCAGAAGUUGAACCAGAUAAUUGAUAGAAUUCCAGAUGGUUGGAAAGGAAUUUUGAUGCUUAAUAGAGCCUUAUUCGAUCCCAAGUCUUCCUGGAAAUGGUUUUCGAGAAACGACUGGAAUCCUGCACUUAUUGAUAAUGGAAUGUCAAGAACUUGGUCUUUGACAUUCGUUGCCGGGGUUGGAGGAGAAAAUUAG
Molecule: messenger RNA, 2235 nt
Organism: Hemisphaericaspora subhashii
Lineage: Eukaryota; Fungi; Ascomycota; Pichiomycetes; Serinales; Debaryomycetaceae
Gene: ACF2
Product: Acf2p
Exons: 2
Coding region: 1-2235 (744 amino acids)
Cellular component (GO): cell surface
Molecular function (GO): endo-1,3(4)-beta-glucanase activity; glucan endo-1,3-beta-D-glucosidase activity
Source: RefSeq, a predicted model, not a curated record